Colletotrichum acutatum is the source of this 1631-nucleotide messenger RNA. RefSeq names its product pyridoxal phosphate-dependent transferase. Gene Ontology annotation, biological process: NAD+ biosynthetic process. The transcript is spliced from 2 exons. Gene Ontology annotation, molecular function: pyridoxal phosphate binding; kynureninase activity. The record is from RefSeq and is a predicted model, not a curated record. The coding region runs from base 479 to 1552 and encodes 357 amino acids. Gene Ontology annotation, cellular component: cytoplasm. NCBI's taxonomy places the organism in Eukaryota, Fungi, Ascomycota, Sordariomycetes, Glomerellales, Glomerellaceae.
GACGCUUCCAACAGGCAACGCGCCGAGGCCCUGGACCAGGAAGAUGCGCUGAGGCACACGCGGGAUGAGUUCGUCAUCCCCACGAAACAAGACAUCACCAGCAAGACCCUUGCCAAGAAAGGUUAGCAAUUGGGGGCAUCAUUCUACUCCAUCAGAAGACACCUAGCUUCCUUCAUUAUCGCUCUCCCCAUCUCAUUCACGUGUCGUCUCUCGUCACUCAAUGCCCUCUAGACUCUAGAUUUUUGAAGCUAAUAUCCUUCACCAAGGAAAAGAUGACGGCUCUGCCACAUCAGACGCGGGUCAGCAGAAAUGCACCUACCUCUGCGGCAACUCCCUCGGCCUGCAGCCUAAGCGCACCGCCGAGAGGAUACAGCAGUAUCUGUCUACCUGGGCGACGCAGGGCGUCCAGGGACACUUCAAGCCUUUGGAGGACUCCCCGUUGCCGACAUGGCUCGAUGUCGACGCCAAGGCAGCCAAGAUGAUGGCUCCCAUUGUUGGCGCUGAUGAAUCCGAGGUUGCCGUGAUGCAGACCCUGACAGCUAACCUCCAUCUUCUCAUGUCGGCCUUCUACAAGCCCAAGAAGGAUGGCAGACACAAGAUUAUCCUGGAGAGCAAGGCCUUCCCAAGUGACCAUUUCGUCGUGGAGACCCAAAUCAGACACCACGAUCUCUCCCCAUCAACGUCAAUGGUCUGCAUUGAACCCCCCUCAACAGCCGUAGAGCCAACCCUCGCAACCCAGCACAUCCUCUCCGUCAUCGAGGCCCACGCCGCAGACACGACCCUCAUCCUCCUGCCGGGCAUCCAGUACUACACCGGCCAGCUCCUCGACAUCCCAACCAUCACCGCCUUCGCGCACAAGCACGCCAUCCCCAUCAUCUGGGACCUCGCUCACGCCGUCGGCAACGUCCCGCUGCACCUCCACGACUGGGGCGUCGACGCCGCGGCCUGGUGCACGUACAAGUACCUCAACGGCGGGCCGGGCUGCAUCGGCGGCGCCUUUGUCAACGCGCGGCACACGGCCGUCACGACCUCGGUCGACGACGCCGACUCCGAUCAAGGGUACGUGAACCGCUUCGGCGGAUGGUGGGGUAACGACAAGAGCUCGCGCUUCGUCAUGGCGACAAAGUUCCACCCGGCGGCCGGGGCGGCCGGGUUCCAGCUGAGUAACCCGAGCGUGCUCGACAUCACGUCGCUGUGCGCCUCGCUCGAGGUGUUUGAGCUCGCUGGUGGGAUGGCGCCGCUGCGGGAGAAGUCGAAGCGGUUGACGGCGUUCUUGGAGGUGCUGCUCCAGAAUUGGCUCAGUUCCGAUAUGUUUAGCAUUAUUACGCCGUCGGGGAGCGAGGAGCGCGGCGCGCAGUUGAGUUUGAAGCUCGCGGAUGGGCUGCUGGAUGGUGUGAUGGAGUACUUUGAGGAGGUUGGGGUGGUUAUUGACGAGAGGAAGCCGAAUGUCAUCAGAGUUGCGCCGGCGCCGUUGUAUAAUACGUUUGUGGACUGUGUUGAUUUUGUCGAGCACUUUGGUAAGGCUUUGCAAAGGGCCAGCAAGAGAGCGUAGAUAUGGUUAGGCUUAUGUCAAAGAUAUUCAACCAGACAACAUCCACAUAGAACAUGAGAAAGACUUGACAUACUCAGUU